UUUUAAUUAAAAAUGGGUAAUUAUUUUAGAACUGUACCAAAAGGACCAUUGGAAGAAACUUUGAUUCAUUUCCUUAAAACAAGAAAACUCUAACAUAUAAAUGAUGUAAAGAAAUAUGGAAUUUUUAGUGUAUAGAAAUGAUAAAUGAUUCUUAUCCAACUAAAAGCACUUUAAUAUUAGAUGAAUAUUUAGAUGUAUUUGGUGGAAUUCUAGAAGAAUGGACUGAAUAAGUAUUUUUAUUAUUAGAAAAUAAUAAUUCAGCUGCUGGAUAAGUAGAUAUUUAUGAAAGUUUAGCUGUCAUAGUAUAAAUUGAUUUUAUCUAAUAUAGAUUGUCUUUUGCGGAGAAGAAUUUAACAUUAAAUUAGAAUUCAUAUAUAAAAUGUUUGAUUUUGAUUAAUCAGGUGAAAUUGAAAAAAAAGAACUCAUUAUGACAUUAUAAACAAGUAUAAGAGCAUUAUGUAAAAUUGCAAAACUGUAACCUCCAGAACUAAAGGAUUUAGAAUAUUUUUCAGAAAAAAUGUUUAUUUAAUUAGAUUCAGAUAGGAGUGCAUCAAUAUCAUUCCAUGAAUUCAGUAUUUGGCUAUUGAAUUCAUGGGAACUAUAAGAUUUUAUGUUAUAAUAUGCAUUAAUACAAACAUUUGAAAAUGCUGACAGAAGAGCUAAAGAAAGACGUAUAUUCUUUUAAAAGCUUUAUGAGUCUGCUUCAGGAGGAGAAAAUUAAUAAUAUUGUGAUGCUGAUUCAAUAAAAUCAUUAUUUCUAACUGAACUUAAAGAAUAAAAGAAAGAUACUAUUGAAUUAUUAAUUGAAAUAUUAAUUUAAUCUACUAAAAUACAUUAAAAGCAUGAUGAAAUGAAUUCAUAAUAUCCUAAUGGAAUUUUAAAAGAAGCUUAUGAAGAUAUUAUGGCAGCAUGGAGUGCUUUUGAUGCAUCUGAUAUUAAUUCUGAUAACUAAACUUCAAUUUAAGAAUUGAAAUAUUUAUUAUAUGCUUAUGAAGGAGAUAAACCAGACUUAUUUAGAAUUAAAGAAGAAAUGAAAAUAUUAGAUAAAGAUAAUUCAGGAUAUGUUUCAAGAGAAGAAUGGAUUCAAUAUUUAUGUGUUGAAGAUAAAGGAAAAUUUUAAUUUAGAGGAAAUCUUAAAUAACUCUUUAAUAAAUAUGAUAAAGAUAAUAGUGGAGCAUUAAGUAUUCUAGAAAUUAAAUAAUUAUUAACAGAUAACAUGAAAGAUAUGUAAACUAAAUUUAAAGUUUGAAUUAUUUUAUUUAUUUCAUAGUUAAAAGGCUAAAAUGAAAACUUUGAAGAAAUGGUUGCUUAACUUGCUCAAGAAGUAGUUGAUGACUUAAAUUCUGAAAAUGACAAGCAAUCUAAUGAUAGAACAGUAAUAAUUAUUAUAAUUAAUCUAGUUAACCUGGGUAGAAUUUAAAAAUUAUAUGGAUCAAGCAGUUCUUAAAUUAAAUAAACUAAAAGAAUUUUUAAAGUCCGUUUGAUAAAUUAAGA
Paramecium sonneborni is the source of this 1494-nucleotide messenger RNA. The record is from the annotation of a GenBank genome assembly. NCBI's taxonomy places the organism in Eukaryota, Ciliophora, Oligohymenophorea, Peniculida, Parameciidae.